GUGACAUACUAAAUUCGACGGGAAUCUGCUGCCUCUAAUUAGGCCUAAGCGAAAUACUCUAAACCGAGGUGGGGCACACCCGACAAUCCUACGACUGACCAUAUAUCUGAAGACUGACCAGGAAAACUGACUACCAAACACCCCUACACCGCCCUCACACUGACGGCGGUCGAACCCCACCCAGGGAUGGACCCCACCAACGGAGAAUCCGGUAAUUACCGGACCUUACUAAAUGUCCAGCCAUCUUCCAACACAGACAAGGGAGUAGUGGAGAUGACAGGCCUGCUCUCCAAUCCUGUGGACGGGCAGGACGAGCCCAUCCAUCCCAUAAAACGCUCGGAGAGUGCUGAACUACUCAACUUCACUCUUCAUCAGUGUGCCAGAAAUGGAGACGUAAGGAGUACACAGAUCCUGAUAGGUCAGAUCAAGGCCUCGUCCAAGAAUACUUACAAGAAGAUCAACGUACGUGACGAGGACAGGAUCACACCACUUCAUUAUGCUGCCCGCUAUAACCACAAGGCUGUUGCCAAACUCCUCGUCGACAAUGGGGCAGAUCCCAACUGCCGAGACUCAGAAAACCUGACACCCCUCCACUAUGCUGCCCGUUACCGCCGUCAGCGACAAAAAAACACAGACACAGACGAUGACGAUGAUGGCCCAGAACUGCCAGACAACACACCCCAGGAUGACAGUGCCCUGGUUGAUAACAGUGUGAUCAGUUAUCUGGUACAAAAUGGUGCUAACAUCAACAAGCAAGAUAAAUAUGGCCAGACUCCGCUUCACUAUGCAGCCAUGCGCGGAAACGAGUUUGCUGCCAAGGAGCUCAUGUCUUACAAGGAUAUUGAUAUUGAGACUGUGGACAUGCAAAAGAUGACUGCCCUCCACAUGGCUGCUACCCACAAUCAAGUGGAGAUCACCAAACUGCUGAUUGAUGCAGGGGCUCCCCUUCGUUGCCAGGACGAUGAAGACUCGACCCCCCUCCACUGCUGCUGUAGUGAGGGAAACAUUGAUAUUGUCAAGCUCCUCUUCGAGGCAGGCUCUCGACAGGAUGGCUGGGUUACCAUUUCAAACAUGGUGACUGACAGAGACUGUGACCAGAGCACCUGUCUACAUAUGGCUGUGGAGAACGGUCACUAUGACGUAGUCAAACUCUGUCUGGAGAAGCGAGCAGAUGUUAACACACCUGCAUCUAACUACAUGAACCCCAUCCACCUGGCAUCAAAGGCUGGAGACAUUAAGUGUCUCAAACUGUUGGUGGAGCACCAUGCCCGAAUAGAUGCCCUCAAUGACGUACAGGCCACGCCCCUCCACAUCGCGUGCGCCUUCAAUCAUGUAGAGGUGGUAGAGUACCUGAUAGAGAGAGGAGCCAAUUUGGAGAAGAAAGACAAGGACAAUUACACUCCCCUGCUGAUGGCCGCAUCUUAUGGUCACGCAGACAUCAUCAAAUUGCUGCUCAGGAAGCGUGUGGACCACGAGGCUGUGGAAAAGAAUGACAAGACAGCACUUUACCUGGCCGCGGAGGAGGACAACCUGGAUGCUUUAAAGGCACUUCUGAUGGUUGGACGUGUGCGUAGACUGGUCAAUGUGGGUGACAGGUAUGAUAACACACCUCUCCAUAUCGCUGCAGAGAAAGGCUACCUCAACAUUGUCAAGUGUCUUCUGGAACAGAAAGUGGACGUUGAUGCCAAGAAUGAGGAGGAACAGACACCAUUACAUUUAGCAGCUAAAUCAGGCAGGACCAAUAUUGUCCGUGAGCUGGUGUUGAGAGAUCAUUCAUCUGUGAAUGACGAAGAUGAGGACUCAAACACGGCCCUCCACUUGGCAGCAGAGUGUGGCCAUGCCAAGGCUGCUGGAGUACUGUUGGACAAUGGGGCAGAUGUGGCCGCUAGGAAUUGUAAUCUGUGGACACCGCUGGACUCGGCAGCAUCAAAGGGCUGGGUAAAGACAUGUAAAGUUCUGCUGGAGGCUGAUGCUCCAAUCAAUCCAAUGGACAAAACCAAGACUACCCCUCUUCAUCUGGCUGCCCGGUUUGGGCACUCUGGUGUGGUCGAACUCCUCCUCCAGUGGAAGGCCAACAUCCAACAGAACGAUUCCAACAGUGAUAACUGCCUCGACUUGGCCAUCGACAAUAAUCAUCCAGAUGUUGCACUAACCAUCAUUAACUCCGAAAUGUGGGAGGAUGCAUUAAGAAAUGAAACAUCAGAGCUUGGCACAGAUCAAAAGAGCACCCCUAUGAGGAAGCUGAUUAAGAAAAUGCCUGAUAUUGCUGAAGCUGUAUUUAACAAGUGUAUGACUGACAACAAGAAGAGUUUUGAGCACCCUGACUACAAAGUCACAUUUAACUACGAGUUUCUGGAUGAUGUUUACUCCCUUGGGACAUGGCGGGAGACUGGACCAAGCGAAAGUGGCGGGUCAUCUGAUGGGAGUGUAUACAAUGAGGACUUCACCCUGUCCUCCUCGGCCAAACCCUACACCACCGACUCUAGUGAGAUGAAGAAGAACCACCCUCUCAUGAUAAUGGUGACGUCCAAGCGAGAGGACCUUCUGGCCCAUCCACUGGUUACCUCUCUUCUCCGACACAAAUGGAACAGUUUUGGCAGAGUGUUUUACUACAUCAAUUUUUUCGUCUAUGCUAUUUUCCUGACCUUCCUCACCGGCUACAUCCUGAGUACCAGUCCACCGUACUCUUACAGUACGACUGGCAAUGCGUCCUGUGAGCUUGUGUACACCAGCACCUCCCCAGUUUAUGAACAACAUAUAGUUGCUAAAAUUGGAAAAUACGUCGUCAUAGCUCUGGCAGCGUGGAAUCUUCUCCGUGAGUUGCUGCAGAUAUACCAGGCAAAGCUCCAGUAUCUCGGCUGGGAAAACCUCAUUGAGUGGCUGACCUAUGUGUUUGCCCUGCUGCUUGUCAUUGACUUCCAAGAUUGUCAGAAGACAACUGGAUACAGAUUUGACUGGCAGUGGUCUCUGGGGGCCAUCGCAAUAUUCCUGGCAUGGAUCGACCUAGUUCUGUUCCUCCAGAAGUUUCCUCGGUUUGGUAUCUACGUUGUCAUGUUCAAGGACAUCCUCAACACCUUCAUCCAGUUCUUCAUAGUCUUCUUCCUCUUUAUUGUUGCCUUCGCUCUCGGCUUCUAUACUGUACUCCAGAACCAGGUACCAUUCAAGACCUUUGGUCAGGCGUUGGUGAAGACCUCAGUGAUGAUGAUUGGAGAGUUUGAGUAUGAUGCCAUUUUCAAUGGAAACCCUGCGGACCACACAGAGAAAGUUUACCAGGAAUCUGUGACGUACAUAUUGUUUGUGAUAUUCAUGAUCAUCAUGUCUAUCAUCAUAAUGAACUUACUGGUUGGUUUGGCUGUAGAUGAUAUCAAGGCUGUACAGGAGCAGGCUGCCCUCAAGAGAAUGGCUAUGCAGGUUGCACUGGCGCUUGAUGUGGAAAGAAUUGUUCCUGAAUUUAUACGAAGGAAAUUUGUGACAAAAAAGCAGACAAUCAAGCCCAACCAGGGUUUGAAGAAUCCGUUCAGUCAACUUGCUAACCUGGAGGCUGGGGAUCUGUCAUCAGCAGCCAUCAACAAGGCCCUCAACCCCGAGCUGGACGACAUAGAAAAGGUACAGGAAGCACAGGAACGGCUCCAGAAGGAUGUCGGCAAGCUGCGCUUCUCUGUGAAGGAGAUGCGCUCACAGAACACUAAACUGGAGAGUAUGAUGACAGCACUGCUGACCUCUCAGAACAUCAAAUGGCAGGAGGAGGACUUCCAGGACACAGAGGAAUCUUAGACACAAUGGAGGACUCCUAGAUAUCAGGGUCAUCUUAGACAUCACUCACAAUGGAGGACUCCUAGAUAUCAGGGUCAUCUUAGACAUCACUCACAAUGGAGGACUCCUAGAUAUCAGGGUCAUCUUAGACAUCACUCACAAUGGAGGACUCCUAGAUAUCAGGGUCAUCUUAGACAUCACUCACAAUGGAGGACUCCUAGAUAUCAGGGUCAUCUUAGACAUCACUCACAAUGGAGGACUCCUAGAUAUCAGGGUCAUCUUAGACAUCACUCACAAUGGAGGACUCCUAGAUAUCAGGGUCAUCUUAGACAUCACUCACAAUGGAGGACUCCUAGAUAUCAGGGUCAUCUUAGACAUCACUCACAAUGGAGGACUCCUAGAUAUCAGGGUCAUCUUAGACAUCACUCACAAUGGAGGACUCCUAGAUAUCAGGGUCAUCUGGGCCUCAACAACAAAGUCACUCACAUGCUUGGCCACUUAGAUAUUGGGGUCAAACACAAGCUGGACCUCGCUGACAUCUGGGUUUCCCACAAGUUUCUCUAUGACUGUUGGAUAGCCCCAAGCAUUUCCUCAAUGUCAGGGGAACUGUCAGGGGAACUGCCCUACUUUUCUACCCUGGUCCUGUAGAGUUUUCAUAUAGAGUUUUACAGAACGAGUCUACUUUUCAAAUUUCAUUGUAUGAAAAGGAUGGGAGUAGAUUUUUUCAGGAAUAUCUAUUAUCAACUAAAUGUUAAUGAAAUACCUUUCAGUGAUAAAAGAGACAGUGGAUAGAAUCUGGAUGAUUCUAUCACCUAUAGGAUGAUUCUAUCACCUAUACACAGCUCUGAUUAAAUUGUCUCACAACUCUUCUUACUGGUCAUUGUGGAAUAUCUCCAUCUGUUUAUCACGAUAGUGAUUUUAUAUUGUGAUAUUUUUAUAAUUUAUUUAUAAAUAUUUCAUUAUGAAUUGUGAUUACAUUGAAACUUUUAUAACAUUUUAAUUUACCGGGGUAAAGUAGAAUUUACUAAUUAACAUUUUUUCAGGUUGUUUCAGUAUUUUUAAAAGCUGAUAUCUAGUUUAGAACAAUUAAAACAGAUUAUAAUUCUGUAGGGUUGCAUUACUCACGUGUGUACUUAUUGGUGCCUUCAGUUUUUAUUGUUAAGAUGAGUUCUAGAAAUCAUCAGUUGUUUAGCAUUAAAAAAUUGUUAAUUAAUAUGUCAAAAGAAAACAUUCAAUUUUGAAUUAUAUUCAUUAGAAUAGACAUUUUUAGAAAAUAAUACAUGAUAUUUUAUAACCAUCUAUGGGAAAUUAAUUAGUACAUGUAUACUAUAAUGAUUAAAGAAGACGUUCCUGCACAGUGUUUUGUAUAAUGGUGAUGUUGAUACAGCUGAUGAACCAAAUAUAUAAUUAUAGUACAUAAAGACAAUAGUUAUCAGCUUGUAGAGUUCAGUCAACCCCUAUUAACAGUCUUAACAGACUCGUACAAUCUCUGUAUCUUAUUCUCUGUUUCAGCAGUCAAGUAUUGUAAGUGACAUGAGAUAGUGUUGUAGAGGGCCCAGAACUUACGGGACUGUACGAUUACUAACACUGUUGUAGAUAGCCCAGAACUUACGGGACUGUACGAUCACGUACACUGUUGUAGAUAGCCCAGAACUUACGGGGCUGUACGAUUACUAACACUGUUGUAGAUGGACCAGAACUUAAGGGACUGUACGAUUACUAACACUAUUGUAGAUGGCCCAGAACUUACGGUACUGUACGAUUACUAACACUGUUGUAGAUAGCCCAGAACUUGCGGGACUGUACGAUUACUAACACUGUUGUAGAUAGCCCAGAACUUGCGGGACUGUACGAUUACUAACACUGUUGUAUAUGGCCCAGAACUUAAGGGACUGUACGAUUACUAACACUGUUGUAUAUGGCCCAGAACUUAAGGGACUGUACGAUUACUAACACUAUUGUAGAUGGCCCAGAACUUACGGGACUGUACGAUUCCUACCACUGUUGUAGAUAGCCCAGAACUUACGGGUCUGUACGAUUACUAACACUGUUGUAGAUGGCCCAGACCUUACGGGACUGUACGAUUACUUACACUAUUGUAGAUGGCCCUGAACUUAAGGGACUGUACGAUUACUACCACUGUUGUAGAUGGCCCAGAACUUAAGGGACUGCACGAUUACUAACACUAUUGUAGAUGGCCCAGAACUUACGGUACUGUACGAUUACUAACACUGUUGUAGAUAGCCCAGAACUUGCGGGACUGUACGAUUACUAACACUGUUGUAGAUGGCCCAGACCUUACGGGACUGUACGAUUACUUACACUAUUGUAGAUGGCCCAGAACUUACGGGACUGUACGAUUACUUACACUAUUGUAGAUGGCCCUGAACUUAAGGGACUGUACGAUUACUAACACUGUUGUAGAUGGCCCAGAACUUAAGGGACUGUACGAUUACUAACACUGUUGUAGAUAGCCCAGAACUUACGGGACUGUACGAUUACUUACACUAUUGUAGAUGGCCCUGAACUUAAGGGACUGUACGAUUACUAACACUAUUGUAGAUAGCCCAGAACUUACGGGACUGUACGAUUACUAACACUGUUGUAGAUGGCCCAGAACUUAAGGGACUGUACGAUUACUAACACUGGUGUUAUUGUUAUCACCACCCGGGUUGUUUGUAAAUAGAACAAUAGUUAUAUCUCCAUUAUACAGACAUUAAUCUCCACUAAAAGUUGUUUUAUUGGUCAGAUCUUGUUUGAACAUCUACUGUUGAUGACACUAUUCGUUGUUUUGUAAAUAGUACAAAUUUUAUGUCUACAUUAUAAAUAUAUAGUCGUUAAACUUGACUGCAGCAGCUGGUCUCCAUGAGUAGGUCACUGGUUGAAGGCCAACGUGGGGCAGUCGCCAGGUAUUGGCCAUGGGUCGGUGGUUUUUCUCCAGGUUCUCUGGUUUUUCGUCCGCCACCAAAACCUGUUCAUCCUUAAAUGACCAUUGUUGUUAUUAGUGUUAAUAGAAUGUAAAAUAACACAAACAGUUAGAUGGUUCAGUAGUGCUUUUGACAACAAUGAUUUGGACUCUCAGAGCAUGAAUGUUUUCACUUUAAUUACACACUUAUUUCAUUUUAGUAACAAUUAUGUAAACAUUAAAAUUGUCUGUUAAUUUGUCCUGAAGGUUAUGAGGUUUGAUACAAUCCGAUAUGAUUGAUUUCUAAUGCUGGACUAACCCGUCUAGACUAAACCUGUUCACUAGUAUGUUCACUGUUACCAUGUGUACAGGACGGAACUGUGUGUUUGUACUAUUUAGUACAUUAUCAGUAUAUAAUUGAUUUAGUACAUUAUCAGUAUAUAAUUUAUUUAAGUGAUUCAGUUAUGUACAUUGCAUCCAUGCCUUCUUCGUUAUAUUUCUAAUUUUACAAACUCGGACAUAAUAUCAAUCUAAUUAAAAUCAUAUUUUCACAUAAGGGUGAUAUAUCAGUAAACGGGCGCGAUGUGAAAAUAUAAUUUUAAUUAGAUUGACAUAAUUUAUAUAUUAAUUAAUGUGAUACUCUUGAGUUCUUAAAUUAACCUAUGUGUUAGAUUAUGUAUGUGUAUAUUGAUGAACAGUAGACAGAGGUAUAUAUAGAUAUAUAAUUGUACCGGUAUACAUCUUUUGCCAACAAAUCACAGAGUAUUCUAAACUGUCCUUCAUACAGAGCUUGAGAAAGCUUAGUUAAGUAGUGGUAGGUUGGGUGUUUCAGUGAUUUCUGGUGGAGUAACAUGGCUCGGUGGCAGUACACUAGUCUGGUGCUGGGUCUAAGAUUUAAGUUGUUGACAGAUCACUGCUGAUUGUACACCUGUGGCAGGUGUAGUAUGCAUCUCAUUUGUGAUUGGGUAUGAUAGCAAACAUUUAUACUUUAAACUUGGCAGGUCCAUGUAUUUCUAGUGAACAUUUUAGUUCCUAAAAACAGUAAGUGAUUUGAUAUUAGAUAUUCACAUAGAAUAUUUUGACAUUCAAAAUUUUCAAAUUUCUUCAGUGGCCAAAAUAGAGAGAUCACCUGGUUAUUUCAUGAAAAGUGAAUAUUUGAAAAAGAAAUUACUGUUUUUAGAGUCUUGAAUUUUCAGUGUACCAGUGCAGAUAGUGUAAUUAAAAGUGACACAAACUGAAAAGUAUGGACCAAAAUUUACCUAGAAUUAUUCCAUAUGACUGUUUUAAACUUGAUUUUUUUGCUGACUUUUUUACCAUUUGAUAUUAUAUAAAAAAUUACAUGCAUCACACCACCUCUGUAUCACACGCUGUGUAGAGGUCGUCUGUCUUGGUUACCUUAUUUUACCGAUGAUAAACCCAGGUGAAGGGGGCUAUAUGUCAAACAGAGGUUAAAAAGGGUAUUAGACUUGUUGUAUAAAAACUAAGUUUUAUAUUACCAUUCAACAUGGUGUCCCUGAGGAUCAGAGAUGCCAGUCUUAUCAGAAAUACUGCAGCUGUAGUUACUGUGGAAAUCCUUCGUUUCAGUCAACCGUUGUUUUACAUGGUUGUGACACUUUUUAGAUAAUUUCUGUAGGAUUUGGUACAGCGGUGGUUUCUGUAUUCACUCAAAGUAAUCAUGUUAUUUCCGUUAAUUUGUAAUUAAUUGAACCUCUCUUUACUCUGGUCAGUAGCAAAUGUGGGUGUGUAAUCAUUUUAACAUAAUUAUAAAAUCUAUUUAUGACAUUUACCAUUACCUAGUUUUGGUAAACUAUUCAUGGCCUGUUUUUAAGUAAUUUUCUUUGAUAAAUGAGAUAUGCUUAUUGGAAAAAAAAUCACUUGGUGUUACUGUAUUUAUUCUGCAAUAAGACGAAGGGACCAACAUGUAAAUUCUGAGGUAAAUUAUUGUAGGACAAUGAAAAAUCAUUUACUAGCAUUUUUACUAUUCUGUAAUUGAUAUAGUAGGGCGUAUUACCAGGCAUGGACUUAUUACCAGGCCUGGGCUUAUUGCCAUAAAUAUGGCAUUCUUUCUACAUAACUUAUAUUCUAUCAACUUUUUUUUUUUAUCAAAUGAUAGUUACUGUUAUAUACAGUUUUGUUCAAUAUACAUAAUUUAUCAUCAAACAAUAUACAAAUGUACUGAGAUAUUCUUUGUACAUAAUCUGUGCUCAAUGUACUGUCGAGUAAAUGUUGGCUUUAUCCUCACCUUGGUAUAUAGAUCUAUAGAUUUCUGGUUUUGUCGUGUAUGAUCUAUGUAAGGGUAUGUAACCUCUACAAUGCAUGUACCAAGGACGAUGGAGGAACAGAGUAGGAUACAGGACACAAUUCUGUCCCAAUGUGUUAACGAGACUGUGUUGUAGUUAAUCAUGCUUGAACUUGUAUUUUAUUACUCAUACUUAAACCAUUCUUAUCAAAACUAUUGUAUUCAUUUUUAAUUCUGACCAUUUAGUUAUCAAAGCCUAUGACCAUUAUGUAGACCAGACUCUCUGUUUGGGAGAUGUGGGAGGCAUUGCUUCUAGGAUACUGUUACCAAUCAAUCUUAAUACGAAAUGAUAUAAGAUAGAUGUGGAUCGAGAAUUUUUAAAGCAGAAUGUCUUAUCUGUGCCAGUUUACUCAAUUAAAAAGUUAGUUCAAAAUAAUGACCAAAAUCCCUGGGAUUGGAAUGUGUGCACCAUGCCCAGAUUCACACUUAGGAAUGGCCAGUAGAGAAUAAAGAUCACCCUACAUUUUGUUAUUUCUGAUUCUUUCCUGUCGAUUAUGUGUGUAUUAUUGAACAAGAAUAAUUAUUUGGUUAGCAUGUUCUGGUUGUCAAGAAAUUAUAGCUGCUGUGACAUUGGCUUGUUUGUGAAAUUAUAGCUGCUGUGACAUUGGCUUGUUUGUGACGUUAUAGCUGCUGUGACAUUGGCUUGUUUUUGACAUUAUAGCUGCUGUGACAUUGGCUUUUUUUUGGCAUUAUAGCUGCUGUGACAUUGGCUUUUUUGUGACAUUAUAGCUGCUGUGACAUUAGCUUGUUUGUGACAUUAUAGCUGCUGUGACAUUGGCUUGUUUGUGAAGUUAUAGCUGCUGUGACAUUGGCUUGUUUGUGACGUUAUAGCUGCUGUGACAUUGGCUUGUUUGUGACAUUAUAGCUGCUGUGACAUUGGCUUGUUUGUGACAUGAAAACGAAUCAUCACAUAACAAAUGUUUGCCCCAAAAAAUACUAAAUUAAUUAAUUGGAUGAUCUUGGUCACAUUGCUUAUAGACACUGAAGUAAAAAUGAAAGUACAUAAAGUAUUUCCAUGUGAUAGAAUAGAUAUAAUCAACAUAUGGUUGUAUAUUAUGAUGGUAUUUAUAACUGUUAUAAAAGUGAUUAACUCGGCUGAAGAAGCUUUUGUUAAAUUAUUUUCCUACAACAUUUUCUAACUCUUGUUAUCUGUUAUAAACACACCCAUAUUUAGAUGGAUGUUUAAUGUGUCCCAUCUCUCCCACAGAGAAACAGUAGAACCCCAGGCUUUGGUGUACAUUCCUGUAGUGGUAGUCAUUUAAUAGUUCAUUCCUUACUUUUAUUUUGUUAAUUUGUACGUUUUUCUUACUAUUUUGUUACAUGUGUUAAUUUGUACAUUUUUCUUACUAUUUUGUUACGUGUGUUAAUUUGUACAUUUUUCUUACUAUUUUGUUACGUGUAUUAAUUUGUACAUUUGUCUUACUAUUUUGUUACGUGUGUUAAUUUGUACAUUUUUCUUACUGUUUUGUUACGUGUGUUAAUUUGUACAUUUUUCUUACUAUUUUGUUACGUGUGUUAAUUUGUACAUUUGUCUUACUAUUUUGUUACGUGUGUUAAUUUGUACAUUUUCCUUACUAUUUUGUUACGUGGUUAGUAUUAUUAGCUCAGGUUGCAAUGUUUUUCAAACUUUUUACUAUAUGGACCUUUUAUGGAAGACUGACCACCUUUAACUCAUCACCCCUGAUGACACAUUUCUUCCAAUUCAAAGGUUGGAAUAGUUCAUUAUAAAGUUUCAGGGGUGAAUAAGUUAAACUCAUCAUUCUGUUACUCAAUGUGUAACGUUUGCAUUUUUCUGAACCAUUUUUCAGCAGUAUACAGUCUUCUUUUUUUACCAUUUUACAUCAUAAUGUAUGUAGCUCAAAGGGUAUUUUAUGAACUUAUUUCCAUGUUUGUACAUGUAGAGGGUUGAAAUGCUGUAACAGUCACAUGACCUUGAAAUGUCAACAUAAAAUUAUCAUUGUUUUUGUGUAUAAAAUGGUUGUGUAUUGUUACGUAAAAUUACAGUUUUUAUAUAGAUAUUUUACAAAUUUCUUAUUGACAUGAAAGGGGAAAAUGCAGAUCAUAAAUUUAAUUAGUAAAAUUUGUAAAGCCGAUGAAAGAGAAUUAUUAAAAUUUUCCUGGAAAAAAGUACAAAUGAAGUCAACAAUACAACACGAGAUAAAAACCAUUUGUCAGUAGGUGUAGUGGUUUUGUUGUACAAUUCUAUAUUGUUGUGAUGAUAGGUUAGUAAAUGAUCCGUGAAAGUAAUAAGUCUUCUUCAUGAAACCAAAGAUAAAGUGCAGAUUUUUAUGACAUAAUUAUAAGGAGUACGGUAGGUGUUUUGCUCAAAAAUAAGGAAAUCCGUAGGAGAUAGCCUAUAUAACAACCAGUACCUGAUGAUGUGUGAUUAUGUUGGUGUUCUGCUGUCAUAAUGAGAUCAGGAAUUCUUUACUAGUGCAAUGAUAUACAUAUUUACUCUAGACUAGUUAAUGUAUAUUUUGUAGUAGUUUUACGAUCAAGAUAUCAUGAUUUUAAAAAAAUUGGUAAAUUUGAUAUUAUGUAGAAAUUUGUGAGCCUUCAUACAACGUGGAUUUUUGUAUUGUGUUGAUAAACGAGGGACUAAUGAUGCCAGAGAAGCUGACCUAGCAGUGGUCAGCAGUGGUCAGCAAUGAGGAGGGUUGUAAGAUCUGAUAUAUUUAUGUAGAAUUAUACCAAUUUAAUAAUAUAUUUAUCCGUUUUGUACUUAAUAAAUAGACAAAUUAUCUGAA
This is a messenger RNA of Mizuhopecten yessoensis (Yesso scallop), 11704 nucleotides long. Its product is annotated as transient receptor potential cation channel subfamily A member 1 homolog. The record is from RefSeq and is a predicted model, not a curated record. Gene Ontology annotation, cellular component: membrane. Gene Ontology annotation, biological process: transmembrane transport; monoatomic ion transport. Lineage: Eukaryota; Metazoa; Mollusca; Bivalvia; Pectinida; Pectinidae. Gene Ontology annotation, molecular function: protein binding; monoatomic ion channel activity. Bases 187 to 3774 code for a protein of 1195 amino acids. The transcript is spliced from 24 exons.